UCACGCAGUUCCCGUCUGCUUUAUUUUGCUUCUUCGGUCUCCGGAGCCGCCAUUACAGGAAGGGGAAAAAAAUAAUAAGAACUGGACCGAGUCGAGCUGGAGAACUCCGGAGCCGGACAGAGCUGGGGGGACCGGACGAGCGAGAACGAGGGGGAGUCCGGUCCCGGGGGCGAUGAACGGGGGAGGGAAGCCGGCAACGGGAUAGAGCCAGGUGAGCCCCCUGAUACCUGCGCUUCCUGACAGACACAAUCGUCCGAUCCUGUGAGUGUCACAAUGACUGAGCAUGGCAUAAAGUGGGCUUGCGAAUAUUGUACUUACGAGAAUUGGCCAUCUGCUAUCAAGUGCACAAUGUGUCGUGCCCAGAGACCCAGCGGUGCUAUCAUCACAGAAGAACCAUUCAAAAGCAGUGCCCCAAGUGUGGGUACUAUAGAAAGAAGUGGGGGCAGUCCACUAAUCUGCCCUGACUCCAGCGCAAGACCACGUGUAAAAACCUCACUUAGCAUGGAAAAUAGUAAGUGGUCAUGCCACAUGUGUACCUACCUGAACUGGCCCCGAGCCAUCCGAUGCACACAGUGUUUGUCUCAACGCAGGACACGUAGCCCAACAGAAUCUCCACAAUCCUCUGGAUCAGGUUUACGAUAUGUUCCCAGCCCAGUUGAUCCGUGUGAGGAAUAUAAUGACCGCAAUAAACUGAACAUUAAAGGUCAGCACUGGACUUGCUCUGCUUGUACAUACGAGAACGGUGCAAAGGCCAAAAAAUGUGUUGUAUGUGACCACCCUUCUCCCAACAACAUAGACUCCAUAGAGCUGGCAGACACGGAUGAAGCCUCCUCUAUUAUAAAUGAGCAAGACCGGGCUCGCUGGAGAAGCGGCUGCAGCAGUAGCAUCAGCCAGCGCCGCUCCCCUCCCAUGUCUAAGCGGGAUUCGGAGAUGGACUUCCAAAGGAUUGAACUCGCUGGGGCGGUGGGCAGUAAGGAUGAGCUAGAACUGGACCUCAAGAAGUUGAAGCAAAUUAAAAACCGAAUGAGGAAGACAGACUGGCUGUUCUUGAAUGCGUGUGUGGGUGUAGUGGAAGGCGACCUGUCAGCCGUGGAAGCCUACAAGACAUCAGGAGGAGACAUCGCUCGGCAACUCUCUGCCGAUGAAGUUCGUCUUCUGAACCGUCCGUCGGCCUUUGAUGUGGGUUACACUCUGGUGCACCUAUCUAUUCGCUUCCAGAGGCAGGACAUGCUGGCCAUACUUCUAACAGAAGUGUCUCAGCAUGCAGCCAAAUGUAUUCCAGCCAUGGUGUGUCCUGAACUUACAGAACAAAUCAGGAGGGAAAUAGCAGCUUCCAUGCACCAGAGGAAAGGAGACUUUGCAUGUUACUUCCUCACAGACCUUGUAACCUUCACCUUACCUGCAGACAUCGAGGAUCUGCCUCCCUCUGUUCAGGAGAAACUGUUUGAUGAAGUUCUGGACCGAGAUGUUCAGAAAGAGCUAGAGGAGGAAUCUCCUAUAAUAAACUGGUCCCUAGAGCUGGGGACCCGUCUGGACAGCAGACUUUAUGCACUUUGGAACCGCACUGCAGGGGACUGCCUGCUGGACUCUGUACUACAAGCAACUUGGGGCAUCUAUGACAAGGACUCGGUGCUAAGGAAGGCUCUGCAUGACAGCCUCCAUGACUGCUCCCACUGGUUUUACAGCCGUUGGAAGGAGUGGGAGUCUUGGUACUCGCAGAGCUUUGGUCUACACUUCUCUCUAAGAGAGGAACAAUGGCAGGAAGACUGGGCUUUUAUUCUUUCACUAGCAAGCCAGCCAGGGGCCAGCCUGGAGCAAACGCACAUCUUUGUUCUCGCGCAUAUUCUCAGAAGACCAAUCAUAGUAUAUGGAGUAAAAUAUUACAAGAGCUUCCGUGGGGAGACAUUGGGAUACACUCGAUUUCAAGGAGUGUAUUUGCCACUUUUGUGGGAGCAGAGUUUCUGCUGGAAAAGCCCAAUUGCUUUGGGCUACACAAGGGGACACUUCUCCGCCCUAGUAGCAAUGGAGAAUGAUGGCUAUGACAAUCGUGGGGCUGGUGCGAACCUGAACACAGACGACGAUGUAACGGUUACAUUUCUGCCUCUGGUGGACAGUGAACGGAAGCUCCUGCACAUUCACUUCCUAUCGGCGCAAGAGCUUGGCAAUGAGGAUCAGCAGGAGAAGCUCCUGAGAGAAUGGUUGGACUGUUGUGUGACAGAAGGUGGCGUGUUGGUGGCCAUGCAGAAAAGCUCACGCCGUCGUAACCACCCCUUAGUGACGCAGAUGGUGGAAAAAUGGCUAGAUGGUUAUCGUCAGAUCCGCCCGUGUUCGGCUCUGUCUGACGGUGAGGAAGAUGAAGAAGAUGAGGACGAGUGAGAAGAAGGUCUAGUGCUGAAGGCAUAAUGUAUGAACCGCACAUGAUGUGGGUCAUGACUGGGACCUGAGGUAAUGGGACCCUGCCUCAACUACCUGAGGCCUGACACGGAGGAAUGCUCGAGCCCACCUAAUCCUGAGGAAAUGGCACCUGUAGCUCAGAAGAAGACAUCCUUGUCAUUGGGACUGGACACUGUUUUUCAUUUUGUCUCUCCCUCCUCCUCUGGGUUGUAAAUCUUGGCGUAUAAUGCAUGUGUUGUGCAAUGGUGGGGGGAGAGAGUACUCUGAAGGUGAAAACCUCAUGGUCAACCCAGAAGUAUAAUGGGCUGGUCACUUUUUUAUUUUUUGCUUUUUCCCUAGUUCAUGAUUUUUUUUUUUUUUUAAUUGCAAAGUUUGUUUCCUUUUUCACUACUUUUAAUCGCCCCUCACAUCAUUUUAACCCUGGCAUUACUGGACAGGCCAAGAUCCGUAUAUUGCACAGUUAAAGACAAAAGGCUUGUGUCUGUCUUAAGCAAUAAAGGGGUUAAACGUU
Messenger RNA from Hyla sarda, 2905 nucleotides. RefSeq names its product zinc finger RANBP2-type containing 1 (gene ZRANB1). The record is from RefSeq and is a predicted model, not a curated record. Bases 274 to 2376 code for a protein of 700 amino acids. NCBI's taxonomy places the organism in Eukaryota, Metazoa, Chordata, Amphibia, Anura, Hylidae. Gene Ontology annotation, biological process: protein deubiquitination involved in ubiquitin-dependent protein catabolic process; positive regulation of Wnt signaling pathway; protein K33-linked deubiquitination. Gene Ontology annotation, molecular function: cysteine-type deubiquitinase activity; K63-linked polyubiquitin modification-dependent protein binding. Gene Ontology annotation, cellular component: cytoplasm; nucleus. The transcript is spliced from 10 exons.